CCAAAGCUGGCUGCGCUGGCCACAGCCUGCCUACUGUCACACGCUCUCCUCUCCGGCGCAGAUACACACCCGCCUCUCCGCACAAAGACAGCUCGGGGUGGGGUGACCCUGGGGGGCAGCGCACGUGGGAGCCCUGCUGCUGCUCACAUCCAGGUACUUAUUCCAUGGUGCUGGUUCAUUCAAGGACCUACGUCUUUCCAACUCCGGAAAGAAGAGAAUUCCUUCAAGAAGAUCAGGAACAACUGAUUUGGAUUCAACUCUGUGCUUCUGAAUCCCCAAUUCUGCCUGAGAGUGCGACAGCCUAGGACCUUUGAACCUCAGAAAUAUCCAGCCAACCCCACCUCCACCAUGGGGGCUGUGACUCAGCUAUUGGCGGGCAUCUGCCUAGCUUUGCUCGCAAUCCCUACCGAAGGCGGGGUUCUCAAGAAAUUCAUUCGGCACAAGCGACAGAGCGGGGUGAACGUCACCCUAUCGGAGGAAAACCAGCCAGUGGUGUUUAACCACAUCUACAACAUCAAGCUGCCUGUAGGGUCCCAGUGCUCCGUGGAUCUGGAAUCAGCCAGUGGGGAGAAAGACCUGGCUCCACCCUCGGAGCCCAGUGAAAGCUUCCAGGAGCACACCAUGGAUGGGGGAAACCAGAUCGUCUUCACACACCGAAUCAACAUCCCCCGCCGGGCCUGUGGUUGUGCCCCUGCCCCUGACAUCAAGGAGCUUCUGAGCAGACUGGAGGAGCUGGAGAACCUGGUAUCCUCCCUGCGGGAACAGUGCACCACAGGAGCAGGCUGCUGUCUCCAGCCUGCCGAAGGCCGCCUGGACACCAGGCCCUUUUGCAGUGGCCGGGGCAACUUCAGCACGGAGGGGUGCGGCUGUGUUUGUGAACCUGGCUGGAAAGGCCCCAACUGCUCGGAGCCCGAAUGUCCCAGCAACUGUCACCUGCAAGGCCAGUGCCUCGAUGGACAGUGCAUCUGCGACGAGGGCUUCAUUGGAGAGGACUGCAGCCAGCUGGCCUGUCCCAGCGACUGCAAUGACCAGGGCAAGUGCGUGAACGGGGUCUGCGUCUGUUUUGAAGGCUACGCCGGGGCUGACUGCAGCCAGGAGGUCUGCCCAGUGCCCUGCAGCGAGGAGCACGGCCGGUGCGUGGACGGCCGAUGUGUGUGCCACGACGGCUUUGCCGGCGAUGACUGCAAAGAGCCGCUGUGCCUCAACAACUGCUACAACCGCGGACGGUGCGUGGAGAACGAGUGUGUGUGCGACGAGGGCUUCACGGGCGAAGACUGCAGCGAGCUCAUCUGCCCCAACGACUGUUUCGACCGUGGCCGCUGUGUCAAUGGCACCUGCUACUGCGAAGAAGGCUUCACAGGAGAAGACUGUGGCCAACUCACCUGCCCAAAUGCCUGCAACGGCCAGGGCCGGUGUGAGGAGGGCCAGUGCGUGUGCGACGAGGGCUUUGCCGGUGUGGACUGCAGCGAGAAGAGGUGUCCCGCCGAUUGUCACAACCAUGGCCGCUGCACCGACGGGCAGUGUGAGUGUGACGAUGGCUUCACGGGAACUGAUUGCAGUGAGCUCAAAUGUCCCAAGGGCUGUAGCGGCCGCGGCCACUGUGUCAACGGGCAAUGCGUGUGUGACGACGGCUAUACUGGGGAGGACUGCAGCCAGCUGCGGUGCCCCAAUGACUGUCACAGCCGGGGCCGCUGCAUCAAGGGGAAGUGUGUGUGCGAACAAGGCUUCCAGGGCUACGACUGCAGUGAAAUGAGCUGUCCCAAUGACUGUCACCAGCACGGCCGCUGCGUAAAUGGCAUGUGUGUCUGUGACGAUGGCUACAUGGGUGAAGACUGCAGGGAUCUGCGGUGCCCCAAGGACUGCAGCCACCGGGGCCGCUGUGUGGACGGGCAGUGCGUGUGUGAGGACAGCUUCACCGGCCCCGACUGCGCGGAGCUCUCCUGUCCCAGCGACUGCAACGGCCAGGGCCGCUGUGUGAACGGUCAGUGUGUGUGCCAUGAAGGCUUCAUGGGCAAAGAGUGCAAGGAACGAAGGUGUCCCAAUGACUGUAAUGGCCGGGGCCGCUGCGUGGACGGUCAAUGCAUCUGCCAUGAGGGCUUCAUGGGCCUGGACUGUGGGCAGCGCUCCUGCCCCCAUGACUGCAGUAACUGGGGACAGUGUGUCGCCGGCCGCUGCAUCUGCAAUGAGGGCUACACCGGGGAAGACUGCUCCGAGGUGUCCCCUCCCAAAGACCUCAUUGUGACAGAGGUGACAGAACAGACUGUGAACCUGGCCUGGGACAAUGAGAUGCGGGUCACGGAGUACCUCGUCAUGUACACGCCCACCCACCAGGACGGCCUGGAGAUGCAGUUCCGCGUCCCCGGGGACCAGACGUCUGCUACCAUCCGGGAGUUGGAGCCGGGCGUGGAGUACUUUAUCCGUGUGUUCGCCAUCCUGGAGAAUAAGAAGAGCAUUCCUGUCAGCGCCAGGGUGGCCACUUACUUGCCUGCACCAGAAGGCCUAAAAUUCAAGUCCAUCAAGGAGACAUCUGUGGAAGUGGAGUGGGAUCCUCUGGAGAUCGCUUUUGAAACAUGGGAAAUCAUCUUCCGGAAUAUGAACAAAGAAGAUGAGGAAGAGAUCACCAAAAGCCUGCGGAGGCCAGAGACCACGUACCGGCAGACUGGCCUAGCUCCUGGGCAAGAAUAUGAGAUCUCUCUGCACAUCGUGAAAAACAACACUCGGGGCCCAAGCCUGAAGAGGGUGACAACCACCCGGUUGGAUGCCCCCAGCCAGAUCGAGGUGAAAGAUGUCACAGACACCACUGCUCUGGUCACCUGGUUCAAGCCACUGGCGGAGAUUGACGGCAUAGAACUCUCCUACGGGAUCAAAGAUGUGCCUGGCGACCGCACCACCAUCGAUCUCACACAUGACGAGAACCAGUACUCCAUUGGGAACCUGAAGCCAGACACCGAGUAUGAAGUGUCUCUCAUCUCCCGCAGGGGCGACAUGUCCAGCAACCCUGCAAAAGAGACCUUCACAACAGGCCUGGACGCUCCCAGGAAUCUUCGUCGCGUCUCCCAGACAGACACCAGCAUCACCCUGGAGUGGAGGAAUGGCAAAGCGGCCAUCGACACUUACAGAAUUAAGUACGCGCCCAUCUCCGGAGCUGACCACGCCGAGGUCGAAGUCCCAAGGAGCCAACAAGCCACAACCAAGACCACACUCACAGGUCUGAGGCCAGGAACUGAAUAUGGCAUUGGAGUGUCUGCUGUGAAGGGAGACAAGGAGAGCCAUCCAGCCACCAUCAAUGCGGCCACAGAAAUGGACGCACCCAAGGACCUUCGGGUUUCUGCAACUACGGAGACCACCCUGACCCUGCUCUGGAAGUCCCCGCUGGCCAAGUUUGACCAUUACCGCCUCAACUACAGCCUUUCCUCAGGCCAGACAGCAGAGAUGCAGCUUCCCAGAGACACCACCUCCUAUGUCCUGAGAGGCCUGGAACCUGGGCAGGACUACACCAUCCUGCUGAGAGCAGAGAAGGGCAGGCACAAGAGCAAGGCGGCGCGUGUAAAGGCUUCCACAGAGCACACCCCUGAACUGGAAAACCUCACCGUGACCCAGGUUGGCUGGGAUGGCCUCAAACUCAACUGGACCGCAGCCGACCAGGCCUACGAGCACUUUGUCAUUCAGGUGCAGGAGGCCAAUGGGGUGGAGGCGGCUCAGAACCUCACGGUGCCCGGCAGCCUGCGGGCUGUGGACAUCCCGGGCCUCCAGGCGGCCACCCCUUAUAGAGUCACCAUCUACGGGGUGAUCCAGGGCUAUAGAACACCCGUGCUCUCUGCUGAGGCCUCCACAGGGGAAAUUCCCAAUUUGGGAGAGGUCACCGUGUCAGAGUUGGGGUGGAAUGCCCUGAAGCUCAACUGGACUGCUCCAGAAGGAGCCUAUGAGCGGUUUUUUAUUCAGGUGCAGGAGAGAGACACAGCAGAGGCAGCCCAGAACCUCACAGUCCCAGGAGGACUGAGGUCUGUGGACCUGCCUGGGCUCAAAGCAGGCACUCAUUAUAGUGUCACCAUCCGCGGGGUCACUCGGGACUUCAUCACAACCCCUCUCUCUGUUGAAGUCUUGACAGAGGAGAUUCCAGAUCUGGGAAACAUCACAGUGACUGAGGUUAGCUGGGACGCGCUCAGACUGGACUGGACCACCCCAGAUGGGAUCUAUGAGCAGUUUGUCAUUGAGGUCCAAGAGGCUGGCCAGGCCAAGGAAGUUCACAGUCUCACUGUUCCUGGCAGUCUGCGCUCCGUGGAAAUCCCAGGCCUCAGGGCUGGUACCCGUUACACAGUCACUCUGCAUGGCGAGGUCAGGGGCCGUAGGACUCGACCCCUUGCUGUGGAGGUCAUCACAGAGGAGCUCCCCCAGCUGGGAGACUUAGCUGUGACCCAGGUUGGCUGGGAUGGCCUCAAACUCAACUGGACCGCAGCCGACCAGGCCUACGAGCACUUUGUCAUUCAGGUGCAGGAGGCCAAUGGGGUGGAGGCGGCUCAGAACCUCACGGUGCCCGGCAGCCUGCGGGCUGUGGACAUCCCGGGCCUCCAGGCGGCCACCCCUUAUAGAGUCACCAUCUACGGGGUGAUCCAGGGCUAUAGAACACCCGUGCUCUCUGCUGAGGCCUCCACAGCCAGAGAACCUGAAAUUGGAAACUUAAAUGUUUCCGACAUAACCCCUGAGAGCUUCAAUCUCUCCUGGACAGCUACUGAUGGAGCCUUCGAGAGCUUUACCAUUGAAAUUAUUGAUUCCAAUAGGUUUGUGGAGAUGAUGAAAUACAAACUGUCUGGUGCUGAACGAACUGCCCACAUCUCAGGGCUACGCCCUAGUAAUGAUUUUAUUGUCUACCUCUCUGGACUCGCUCCCAGCAUCCGGACCCAAACCAUCAAUGUCACAGCGACCACAGAGGCCCUGCCCCUUCUGGAAAACCUAACCAUUUCCGACAUUAAUCCCUACGGGUUCACAGUUUCCUGGAUGGCAUCGGAGAAUGCCUUUGACAGCUUCCUAGUAACGGUGGUGGAUUCAGGGAAGCUGCUCGACCCCCAAGAAUUCACCCUUUCAGGAACCCAGAGGAAGCUGGAGCUUAGAGGCCUCAUAACUGGCAUUGGCUAUGAGGUUAUGGUGUCUGGCUUCACUCAAGGGCACCAAACCAAGCCCUUGAGGGCUGAGAUUGUUACAGAAGCUGAGCCAGAAGUUGACAACCUUCUAGUUUCAGAUGCCACCCCAGACGGUUUCCGUCUGUCCUGGACUGCUGAUGAAGGGGUCUUCGACAGUUUUGUUCUCAAAAUCAGAGAUACCAAAAAGCAGUCCGAACCACUGGAAAUAACCCUACUUGCCCCCGAACGUACCAGGGACAUAACAGGUCUCAGAGAGGCCACUGAAUAUGAAAUUGAACUCUAUGGAAUAAGCAGUGGAAGGCGAUCCCAGCCAAUCAGUGCUAUAGCGACAACAGCCAUGGGCUCCCCGAAGGAAAUCAUUUUCUCAGACGUCACUGAAAACUCGGCCACUGUCAGCUGGAUGGCGCCCACUGCCCAGGUGGACAAUUUCCGGAUCACCUAUGUGCCCAUUGCAGGAGGUGCACCCUCAGUGGUCAGCGUGGACGGAACCAAGACUCAGGCCAGGCUGGUGAAACUCUUACCCGGAGCAGAGUACCUUGUCAGCAUUACCGCCACGAAGGGCUUCGAGGAAAGUGAACCUGUCUCAGGAACGUUCACCACAGCUCUGGACAGCCCAUCUGGCCUGGUGACAGCCAACAUCACCGACUCACAGGCCUUGGCCAUGUGGCAGCCGGCCAUCGCCCCCGUGGACAGCUAUGUCAUCUCCUACACAGGGGAGAGAGUGCCAGAAAUUACAAGGACAGUGUCCGGGAACACGGUCGAGUACGUGCUGACGGACCUCGAGCCUGCCACGGAAUACAUGCUGAGGAUCUUUGCAGAGAAAGGGCCCCAGAAGAGCCCAACCAUCAGUACCAAGUUCACAACAGACCUCGAUUCUCCUAGAGACUUGACUGCUAGUGAGGUUCAGUCGGAAACUGCCCUCCUCAACUGGCGACCACCCCAGGCAUCUGUCACCGGUUACCUGUUGGUGUAUGAGUCCGUGGAUGGUACAGUCAAGGAAGUUAUUGUAGGUCCAGACACCACCUCCUACAUCCUGACAGAGCUGAGCCCAUCCACUCACUACACGGCCAAGAUCCAGGCAUUGAAUGGGCCCCUGAGGAGCAAGCUGGUCCAGACCAUCUUCACCACAAUUGGACUCCUGUACCCAUUCCCCAGGGACUGCUCCCAAGCAAUGUUGAAUGGAGACACGACCUCUGGCCUCUACACCAUUUAUCUGAACGGCGAUAAGGCCCAGGCUCUGGAAGUAUUCUGUGACAUGACCUCAGACGGGGGUGGAUGGAUCGUGUUCCUGAGACGCAAAAAUGGACGUGAGGAUUUCUACCGAAACUGGAAAGCCUAUGCUGCUGGGUUUGGGGACCGCAGAGAGGAAUUCUGGCUUGGGCUGGACAACCUGAACAAAAUCACAUCCCAAGGGCAGUACGAGCUCCGUGUGGACCUGCGGGACCAUGGGAAGACGGCAUACGCCGUCUACGACAGGUUCAGCGUGGGAGACGCCAAGACUCGCUAUAAGCUGAAGGUGGAGGGGUACAGCGGGACGGCAGGUGACUCAAUGGCCUACCACAACGGCAGGUCCUUCUCCACCUUCGACAAGGACACGGACUCAGCCAUCACCAACUGUGCUCUGUCCUACAAGGGGGCCUUCUGGUACAAGAACUGUCACCGUGUCAACUUGAUGGGGAGAUAUGGAGACAACAACCACAGUCAGGGUGUUAAUUGGUUCCACUGGAAGGGCCACGAAUAUUCAAUUCAGUUUGCUGAGAUGAAGGUGAGACCCAGCAACUUCCGAAAUCUCGAAGGCAGGCGCAAACGGGCAUAAAUUCCAGGGACAACUGGGUGAGAGAGGAGUAGGGCCCAGAGAAAGAAAAUAAUUUUACCAAAGUAUCAAUACGACCCAUGCAACCAUCAAGCCACAGCUGGGCAUUUGGCGGGAGUUGGCAUUGACCAUGGAUCAGCGAGGCUGAUGGCGGCAGCACUGGCGUCCCCGCUCUGCGAUCCCUUCCUUCGCACCAAAGACAACGGUCUCCAACAGAUUUCUGUUUUGUUGUUUGAAUCAGCAAAACUCUUCCAGUGACAGUCUCACGAUGGUUUUUCCUUCUCUUGGGUGGCUCUGGGAAUGGGGGAGGGGUAGGCUAUACAGUGGUAGUUUGUUUUAGAACCAGCUGUAUUUUACACAAAGCUGUAUAAUUAAUUAUCAUUAUUUUUGUUACCAAUGAUUCAAUGUGUGUCAUUGGAAGCCGUCCCCUCCUUUUUUUUACAUUUCAUACAAUGGAAACCAGAAAAGCAAUACCGUUUCGAUUUUAAGGAUAAAAUUAAUAUUAUUAAUAUAAUAAUGGUGAUGAAAACUAAGGAUUUUUUAAAGAGAUCUUCCUUUCCAAAACACAUGUGGACAGUACCUGAUCUUUUUUUUUUUUUUUUUAAUAAAAGCACAAGUACUUUUAAAUUUG
Messenger RNA from Rhinolophus ferrumequinum (greater horseshoe bat), 7582 nucleotides. It is a transcript of the gene TNC, whose product is annotated as tenascin C. The coding region runs from base 349 to 6954 and encodes 2201 amino acids. The transcript has 28 exons. NCBI's taxonomy places the organism in Eukaryota, Metazoa, Chordata, Mammalia, Chiroptera, Rhinolophidae. The record is from RefSeq and is a predicted model, not a curated record. Gene Ontology annotation, molecular function: protein binding.